AUGCCUCGAAGAAAGGCUGCCGCAGAGCCUGACUCUCAAGGAAUUCCUACAAGAUCCCUGCGAAAGAGAAACCAUCAGGAGCUCGAAGUCAUCGAAGAAAGUGACCAGGAAACGACAAGCCCCGUAAAGCGACAACGUAGUAUAGAUCACGAGUCUCCUUCAAUCGCUACCGGAACGAAUGGUCACAUAGAAAGCUUCACUUCGAAUGGUAGUGAAGAUCAUACAGCCAGCGAGUCUGAAUCAUUAUCGAAAGUCGACAUAGACCAAACCCCUAAACCUGCUCCUAAGCGACGAGGUCGACCACCGAAGAAUGCGACCAAAGCGACCAAUGGCGACUCUCCUACGCCUAAAGCGAGUCGUACCGCUCUUUUCGAGACGCCUACCAAGAAAACACCUUUCGGACUGAACGGCGCAACACCCGGAGGAGCAGAUCGAUCUGCCAAGCGGAAAAGCACAAGAGCUUUGAUCGAGCACGUUGUUGGCGAUGACCUCACGGACGAGGAAGAAUACGACGAUUUUACGCAGCAAAUCUACGAAUCUAGUGAAGACGAAGAGGCUGCGGAAGGUGAUAUUGCCAUUUCAGCAGAAGCAUCAGGUGUAGACGAAGUUGCGACACCCUCAAAGUCGACACCUCGGCGAAAACCUCAACGAAAGAAGCCAGAAAGAUCUCCGACUCCUCCCCGCGACCUACCUCCUCAUGAACUAUAUUUUGCGCAUAAUAAGCCUGGACGACCGAAGACAUCUAAUAACACGCUUGGAUCAUUGGUUCUGCUUACACACGACGAAUAUUUUACGAUUGUGAGAGAAACGAAGGAUCACCAUGAGCCUGAUAUCGAAUUUCUGGAGAACUUACACGCCGAGUCAUUCCCUCAGUGGGCCUUUGAGAUGUCGCAAGGGUUUAAUCUGUGUCUAUAUGGGUACGGCUCAAAGCGACGAUUGAUGCAGAAGCUUGCAGGCCACCUUCACUCUCGGUGUAGAAAGGACCAGGGGGACAAGAUUGUUAUAAUCAAUGGUUACGCUCCAAACACCACUAUACGUGAGAUAUUGAGUACUGUUGGCGCCGCUGUCGAUCCAGCUCACCGCAUUCCUCUAACUCAACCCGCCGUUAUGGUCCCGGCCAUUCUUUCUCAUCUCAAUACCACAUCUUCGACGAUCACACUUAUUGUCAACUCAAUUGAUGCGGCACCUCUUCGAAAACCCGCAUCUCAAACUGCCCUGGCGCAACUCGCGGCGCAUCCUCGUAUACAAUUGGCAUGUUCAGCUGAUACACCAGACUUUGCGCUACUCUGGGAUAUCGGUGUGCGAUCGGCCUUUAACAUGGGGUUCCACGACUGCACAACCUUUGCCCCGUAUACCGCAGAGCUGGAUGUUGUGGAUGAAGUACACGAACUUCUUGGGCGGAACGCUCACCGAGUCAAUGGCAGAGAAGGUGUGGCGUUUGUUCUACGCAGUUUGCCCGAGAACGCGAAAAAUCUGUUCCGACUUUUGGUUGGUGAAGUACUCAUCGCUAUUGAAGAAGAGGGCGAUGGCGGUGAUGAGCCAACUGGCGUGGAGUACCGAAUGGUGUAUAACAAGGCAGUGGAGGAGUUCAUUUGCAGUUCUGAAAUGGCCUUCCGAACACUGCUAAAAGAAUUCCAUGACCAUCAGAUAAUUACGAGUAUGAAGGACGCUCUUGGAACUGAGCUAUUGAGCUUGCCAUUUAGGAAGGACGAGCUGGAAGCUAUUCUAGAAGACCUCACGUCAUGA
Fusarium coffeatum is the source of this 1746-nucleotide messenger RNA. RefSeq lists its product as uncharacterized. Bases 1 to 1746 code for a protein of 581 amino acids. Gene Ontology annotation, molecular function: DNA replication origin binding. The transcript is spliced from 2 exons. The record is from RefSeq and is a predicted model, not a curated record. Gene Ontology annotation, cellular component: nuclear origin of replication recognition complex; nucleus. NCBI's taxonomy places the organism in Eukaryota, Fungi, Ascomycota, Sordariomycetes, Hypocreales, Nectriaceae. Gene Ontology annotation, biological process: DNA replication.